AUGGGAUCCCUCGAAGAAACGUGCGCAUCUCUGCGCGCCCAAAUCACCGCCACAGAGGAACAGCUUGCUGGACUGAGACGCGAUCUCGCGAACGCCGAGCAAGCGCAAUCGGAGAGCGCAACCACAACCACCGCGGGAAACGAACACAAUGACCGGAAUGGCCAAGCAAGACGGUGGCCGCUGCUGCAGGAGGAAUAUAAACGAUAUGGACGACAGAUGAUUGUCUCUCAAGUCGGACUUAAGGGUCAGCUGAAGCUUCGAUCGGCCAAGGUUCUGCUCGUGGGAGCUGGAGGACUGGGAUGUCCAGCUGCGCAAUAUCUCGCCGGUGCUGGUGUUGGCACAAUUGGUUUGAUUGAUGGGGAUACGGUCGAGGUGUCGAACCUGCAUCGCCAGGUGCUGCACCGAACAAAGAACGUGGGGAAGUACAAGGUAGACAGUGCAAUUGAGUCGCUACGAGAGCUUAACCCACAUCCCACCUACAUUGCGCACCGAACACACCUCACGCCCGACGAGGCGCCCGCGAUCUUCCAGAACUAUGAUCUGAUUCUCGAUUGCACAGACAAUCCGGCAACACGUUAUUUGAUUUCGGAUACCGCGGUGCUUACCGGCAAACCAUUGGUUUCUGCGUCCGCUUUACGGACCGAGGGACAGCUUAUGGUGUUGAACAACCCACCCCGAGCUCCGGGUGAUAAGACUGGAGGACCGUGCUAUCGCUGUGUGUUCCCCAAACCGCCACCGGCUGAUAGUGUGGUCAGUUGUGCCGAUGGUGGUAUCCUGGGGCCGGUGGUCGGGACCAUGGGUGUCUUGCAGGCCCUCGAGGCGAUUAAGGUCAUUACUGCGCCUGAUGCUGAUGUGGCAGAUGAUGCUGCGAGUGUCCCCCGCGACCCUCCAGCUCUGCAUGUCUUCUCUGCAUACUCUAGUCCCUUGGUCCGCACAAUCCGUCUUCGUUCGCGCCGAGCAAACUGUGCAGUGUGCUCUGCCGAGGCGACAGUCACGGUGGAUACGAUCAAGUCAGGAUCGACGGACUAUGUAUUCUUCUGUGGCUCUGCAAGCCUUCCAUCUUUGCUUGGCCCCGAGGAACGUAUCUCUGCGCAGGAGUACCAUGAGAAGUACCCUAGUGUAUCCCAGGCGUCGCCACACACCGUACUUGAUGUGCGAGAUAAGGGGCAGUUCGAAAUCUGCAGUUUGGAAAAUAGCAUCAACAUCCCUAUUUCGGAUAUCCUUGCCUCAGGAUAUUCAAAGCCACAGGCGGCCGACACUGAGCAGCAAGCUCCGCAAUUGCCUUCUUGGUUACCGUCUGAACUCGGCUCCGAGUCCAACCCGAUCUACGUUGUCUGCCGUCUAGGAAAUGACUCGCAGAUUGUCGUGAAGAAAAUGAAAGAGCUAGGACUAGAUCAGAAUGGGCAGAGGUUUAUUGGUGACAUCCGCGGCGGCCUACGAUCGUGGAAAGAACAGGUAGAUCCAGAGUGGCCUGAAUACUGA
This is a messenger RNA of Penicillium canescens, 1482 nucleotides long. Its product is annotated as HesA/MoeB/ThiF family protein. Gene Ontology annotation, cellular component: cytosol; cytoplasm. The record is from RefSeq and is a predicted model, not a curated record. The coding region runs from base 1 to 1482 and encodes 493 amino acids. Gene Ontology annotation, biological process: protein urmylation; tRNA wobble position uridine thiolation. Gene Ontology annotation, molecular function: thiosulfate-cyanide sulfurtransferase activity; adenylyltransferase activity; URM1 activating enzyme activity. Lineage: Eukaryota; Fungi; Ascomycota; Eurotiomycetes; Eurotiales; Aspergillaceae. The transcript is spliced from 3 exons.